Molecule: messenger RNA, 2178 nt
Organism: Toxorhynchites rutilus septentrionalis
Lineage: Eukaryota; Metazoa; Arthropoda; Insecta; Diptera; Culicidae
Exons: 1
Coding region: 1-2178 (725 amino acids)
Source: RefSeq, a predicted model, not a curated record
AUGGAAGAGGCAGAAAUUACGCUGGAGUGUUUCCUGAAAUUCGUCGAGUCACGCAGUUUUGCUCUUCAAUCAACACAACCAGCCAAGCCGAAAACUAGUGUACCCUUCAAAGAACCUUCAAAGCCUCAGCCUCAAUCGAGAGGUGCCACCGCAUUCGUCGCCACGAACCCUCCGUUCUGCAACGUGUGCAGCAAACAAAACCACCAUCUUUACCAAUGUGGAAAGUUCCUUCAUAUGAGCCACAACGAACGACUCUCGCACGUCAACAGGAAAAAACUGUGCAAUAAUUGCCUGAAAGUACACCCCGGUGAGAGCUGUAAAUCAGGUACGUGUAGGAAAUGUGGCUUACCUCACCACACCUUGCUAUACCCGGCGUCGUCAUCAGCAAGCCCACCAUCAUUCCCAACAUCUUCAGUCACGGCCCAGGCAAAUCCAGGGACAUCAGCUCAGUCCUUGAUUUCGGCCCUCGACUCACCAUCCUGCCUCGAUACAUCCAACGUUCUGCUUGCAACCGUCGCCAUCAACGUCUUGGAUGUUCACGGACGCCCACACGCCUGCCGUGCCGUAUUGGAUUGCGCGUCCCAAGUCAGUUUCAUUAGUGAAAGCUUCUGUAAACAACUUGGUCUCAAAACGAUAGCAGCCGACAUGGAUCUCGAAGGCACUUCUUCCACUCUCGCGCACGCUGACAAGUGUGCCGAAAUCAUCAUCUCCUUUCGUUGCUCGGAUUACCGCACCUCUGUAUCAUGCGUGGUAUUGGAAAAAAUCACCAGAAUGUUGCCCGGCAAACCGGCGAAUAUCGACGAUUGGUCUAUGCCUGGAUCGAUACACCUAGCCGAUUCCCUCUUCCACCGCCCGGGUAAGGUAGAAGUAUUACUGGGUAUCGAACUUUCCUUUCAACUUCUCGAGCCUGGCAAAAUUGCUAUCAGUGCCGACGGCAGCUUACCAACACUGCAAAACACCAAACUCGGCUGGGUGGUUGCUGGUCGUUAUCAAGAGCCGAACACAUCGAGAGGUUCUCAAGUGUCGACUUGUCUAUUUGCUUCUACCGAAGACGAUCUCUCUCAGCAGCUACGCAAGUUCUGGGAACUCGAGGAGUAUGCCGUCGCAUCUAAACAUCUCACCGAAGAAGAGCAACGAUGCGAACAACACUUUGCAGAACACACCUACCGAAAUGAAUCGGGCAAGUUUGUUGUCCGUCUUCCUUUCUUGCACGAUCCCAACCAGCUAGGGGAGUCGAGGCAAAUUGCGGAAAAAAGAUUCCACCACAUCGAGAAAAAACUUGACCGCAACCCACAACUCAAAAGUGAGUACCACGCGUUCAUGCGUGAGUACAUCGAUCUCGGCCACAUGUCUCUCGUUGAUGAUACUUCUACAUCCAACAAAUCGGUGUAUCUCCCACACCACUGCGUGGUCAAAACAACGAGCUCAACUACUAAAUAUCGAGUCGUUGUAGAUGCGUCUGCAAAGACCACCAGCGGUCUCUCUUUGAACGAUGUACUUAUGUGUGGCCCAGUUAUUCAAGAUUCGUUGGUUAAUAUUUUGAUCAGAUUCUGCUUCCCACCAAUCGUACUCGCUGGUGAUGCAAAGCAAAUGUAUCGAAUGGUCUGGCUAAACGAACUCGAUCGUGACUUUCUCAAAGUUUUGUGGAGAUGGACUAAGGACGAGACUUUGAGGGAGUAUCGUCUAAAUACAGUCACCUUUGGGAAUAAAAGCGCUUCUUACUUAGCCACGAAAUGCGUCGAUCAACUCCUCGAUUCCUACCAGCAAAUAUAUCCAGUGGCUGUUGGCAAGGCGAAGAAGGGCAUCUACGUCGAUGACGUCCUUACCGGUGCAGAGUCCGAAGAAGAAGCCAAAGAACUACGAGAGCAGCUCACCGAAAUAUUUGCAGCCGGUGGAUUCCACCUGCGGAAAUGGGCCUCGAACAGCGAAGCAGUCUUGGAAGGCGUUCCCGAAGCUGACUUGGAGGUGAAAAUUCCCAUCGAGGAGAACGGAAGCAUCAAGGCGCUCGGAAUGCAAUGGCAGCCGUGCAGUGACGAGUUCCACUUCUCUUAUCAACAAACCGAGAUCCUUCAGCCCACAAAACGCAUCAUCUUGUCGCAAAUCGCCAGCCUAUUUGAUCCGCUUGGCCUUCUAUCACCAAUCAUCGUUAAGGCAAAGCUGGUGAUGCAACGCAUGUAG